Lathyrus sativus (Indian pea) is the source of this 1989-nucleotide messenger RNA. The record is from the annotation of a GenBank genome assembly. NCBI's taxonomy places the organism in Eukaryota, Viridiplantae, Streptophyta, Magnoliopsida, Fabales, Fabaceae.
AUGGCUUCAAAUCAAAUGUCUGCUACAACCCGUGCAGGGGCAACUAAUGAUGCUUUAUACAAGGAAUUGUGGCAUGCAUGUGCUGGACCCCUUGUCACUCUUCCUCGUGAAGGGGAGAGAGUUUAUUACUUCCCUCAAGGUCACAUGGAACAGCUUGAGGCGUCUAUGAAUCAGGGAUUAGAGCAGCAAAUGCCCUGCUUUAAUCUUCCUUCAAAAAUAUUAUGUAAAGUGGUCAAUAUUCAUCUUCGGGCUGAACCUGAAACAGAUGAAGUAUAUGCACAAAUAACUUUGCUACCUGAAUCCGAUCAAAGUGAGGUGACAAGCCCAGAUGAUCCUCUGCCUGAACCUCCAAGGUGUACAGUUCAUUCAUUUUGCAAGACACUUACUGCUUCUGACACUAGCACUCAUGGAGGUUUCUCUGUUCUUCGAAGACAUGCAGAUGAUUGUCUACCACCACUGGACAUGACUCAGCAGCCACCAUGGCAAGAAUUGGUUGCAACUGAUUUGCAUGGGAAUGAAUGGCAUUUUCGACAUAUUUUUCGGGGGCAACCCAGGCGCCACUUACUGACCACUGGGUGGAGUGUCUUUGUUAGUUCCAAGAAAUUAGUGGCUGGAGACGCAUUUAUAUUCUUAAGGGGUGAAAAUGGAGAACUACGAGUUGGAGUCAGGAGGCUCAUGAGACAGCAAAGCAAUAUGCCAUCUUCUGUUAUUUCUAGUCAUAGCAUGCAUCUUGGUGUUCUUGCCACUGCAUCUCACGCCAUUUCCACUGGAACAUUGUUUUCUGUGUUUUACAAGCCCAGAACAAGCCGGUCAGAGUUUAUUGUGAGUAUUAACAAAUAUCUCGAAGCUCGAAAUCAUAAACUUUCUGUUGGGAUGCGAUUCAAAAUGAGGUUCGAGGGUGAUGAAGUACCUGAACGAAGGUUUAGCGGUACAAUUGUGGGUGUUGAAGAUAAUAAAUCGUCCGUCUGGGCUGAUUCAGAGUGGCGAUCAUUAAAGGUUCAAUGGGAUGAACCAUCGUCAAUUUUGCGUCCGGAUAGAGUUUCUCCAUGGGAAUUGGAGCCACUUGUGUCUACCCCUCCUGCAAACUCCCAGCCAGUCCAACGAAACAAGAGAUCACGGCCUCCUGUUCUACCUUCCACAAUGCCUGAUUCUUCUUUGCAAGGUAUAUGGAAAUCACCAGUUGAUUCUCCACCUUUCCCUUAUCGCGACUCUCAACAUGCACGAGACCUGUAUCCAUCUCCAAGAUUCAGCUCUACUGCGACUAGCUUUCUUGGUUUUGGUGGGAACAGUCCUGCUUCUAACAAGUCAAUAUAUUGGUCUAGUAGAUUGGAAAACUCUACAGAACCUUUUUCACCUAUGGCACUUAAAGAAUCCGGAGAGAAGAGACAAGGCACUGGAAGUGGCUGUAGGCUCUUUGGGAUUCAGUUACUUGAGAAUUCUAAUGCAGAAGAAAGUCUGCAAGCAGCUCCUUUGUCAAGGAGGGUUGCUGAUGAUGAGUCUGACCAACAUUCUGAACCAUCAAAUGUUAAUCGGUCUGAUAUUCCUUCAGUAAGUUGUGAUGCUGACAAAUCAUGCCUGCGGUCUCCUCAAGAGUCGCAAAGCAGACAAAUAAGAAGCUGCACAAAGGUUCACAUGCAAGGUAUGGCUGUUGGAAGGGCUGUGGAUUUAACUCGUUUUGACGGAUAUGAGGAUCUGCUUAGGAAAUUGGAAGAGAUGUUUGACAUUGAGGGCGAGCUUUGUGGACCAACAAAAAAAUGGCUAGUUGUUUACACUGACAAUGAAGAUGAUAGGAUGAUGGUUGGGGAUGAUCCAUGGCUUGAAUUUUGUAGCGUUGUGAGGAAAAUUUUCAUCUACACACCAGAAGAGGUGAAGAAGCUUUCACCCAAAAUAGGUCUUGUGACCAAUGAAGAAGGUAAACCAAACAAACUGGAUUCGGAAGCAGUUGUCAAUCCGGAGGACCAGUCAUCUAUUGUGGGGCCUGGUUGCUAA